AUGGAAGCAAAAUCAAAGGGCAGAGCAUUCGAGCGCGGCUUCCCUGAGGCCGAGAAACUACUUGCAGAAGAUCAAUGGGCGUCUUCGCAGCACUAUACGCCCAGCCAGAAGUCUCAGGCACAUGGCCGCAUGUUCUAUGUUUCGUUCUCUUUGCUUAACAUCACACUUGGGCUGGUCCUAGGAUACUUCUGUGUGCGAUAUUCGCGACUCUCUGUCACCAGUUGGGGCGUCAAUCCGAACACACCAGUGCCUCAGGACAUCUUCACGAUGCGUAAGAAUGUUGCAUUCAGUCCUGAUCGCAGAUACAUGGGCCCAGGGGCUGAAGUCAACUCUCACUGGAAUACCUUGACAGCAAGCUCCGACUCCGUGUAUAUUUCUGACCCGGAGCGUUAUGGACUUCAUGAUGCGGGCAUCCGUGCUCCUAUGUUCAUAUUCGAUGAGCCUCCCGCCUCGGCUGCAUCCUUGGACAAUGUGAAGAACUUCUACGUCCUCAAUACGCUACAUCAACUACAUUGUACAAAUGUGAUCAGACGGAGGUACAAUAUGCUCGUCUACGAUCCGGAUGUAAGCCCGCUGGCCAAGAAUCCCGAGGACGAAGAUUGGAUUGAGCACGUUGAGCACUGUAUCGAAUAUUUGCGAUACUCGAUCACAUGCGCCGACUAUAUGGUCUUGGAGAGUGAUUCUCCGCCUGGAAGUCCGCCAGAGUUCUAUGAGGGAGGCCUGGCUUGGGGCGUCGUGCACUCUUGCAUUAAUUGGGAGCGUCUGAUGCAAUGGCAAAGACAGCAACUAGAGGCGUACAAUCGUACAUGGAAUACUACAGCUUGA
Cercospora beticola is the source of this 825-nucleotide messenger RNA. RefSeq lists its product as uncharacterized. NCBI's taxonomy places the organism in Eukaryota, Fungi, Ascomycota, Dothideomycetes, Mycosphaerellales, Mycosphaerellaceae. Gene Ontology annotation, biological process: mycotoxin biosynthetic process. The record is from RefSeq and is a predicted model, not a curated record.